UCAAAUUACUCAACUUCUCCUUAUAUCAGACUACAUCUAGAGAGAGAAGGAGCAAGUGAGAGAUCCAGAUCUGCUGCUACCUCAAUGGCUUCCAAGCUCCUACUCAUCGUUGUCUUCAUUUUCGAUCUCAUAGCUUUCAGUUUAGCAGUUGCUGCUGAGCAGAGAAGAAGCACGGCCACAACGAGGAAAGAUGGUGAGCAAAACUAUCAAUACUGUGUUUAUAGCUCGGACAUUGCUACUGGUUACGGUGUUGGUGCAUUUCUGUUACUGAUGGCAAGUCAGGUGAUUAUAAUGGCUGCAAGUAGAUGCUUCUGCUGUGGGAAUCCGUUGAAACCUGGAGGUUCGAGGGCUUGUGCUGUUCUCCUUUUCAUCUUUUGCUGGGUUACCUUCCUCAUUGCUGAGGCUUGCCUGCUUGCUGGCUCUGUGAGGAACGCCUACCACACCAAGUACAGGAGAUUUUUCUUCGAUAAUGAGCCCUCUUGCGAGACUGUGAGGAAGGGGGUUUUCGCGGCAGGAGCAGCGUUCACUUUGUUUACCGCCAUUGUCUCUGAAUUUUACUAUGUAAGCUAUUCCAAGUCGAGGGGAAGUUUCAGGGCUCACGGAGGAGACGCCUCAGUUGGCAUGGCAGCCUUUAAGUGAGUGUCACUGAUGUAGUCAUUUAGUUGCAGAAUUGGUGGAUUUGAUGUAUAAUAUUUUCUUCUUUGAUACUCAUAUUGCUUUAGGGAUUCAUAUUUUAGUUUAGCUCUGCUACUGCUACUGCUACAUACUACUCCAAUAUAUUGUUUUCAUAUGUUCAUCUAUGUACAAUUUUGUUUUCCUCA
This is a messenger RNA of Salvia splendens (bonfire salvia), 821 nucleotides long. RefSeq lists its product as uncharacterized. The record is from RefSeq and is a predicted model, not a curated record. Bases 85 to 639 code for a protein of 184 amino acids. The transcript is spliced from 3 exons. NCBI's taxonomy places the organism in Eukaryota, Viridiplantae, Streptophyta, Magnoliopsida, Lamiales, Lamiaceae.